GCCCCGUGGCAGGCCUCAGGUGAGAGGGAGCCCCGUGCUGGAGGAGCUCCCAGGGCAAGCAGUGGGGGGGGGAGCCCCUGGCACCCCACGUGGCACACCUGCUGCAGAUGAGGGUCUGGCCAGGAGUCACAUUGCCAAUCCGUGGCAGGCUCUGCUCAGAGACCUCCACCCCACCCUCAGGCUGGGGGCCUCACAGGGGCACCUGAGGGCGGGGCCCUGGAGAAGCCAGCUGAGCUCCUUCAGAGCCCUUGGAAGCCCCACCCCGAGGAGGGGCCUGUGGGGGUAUCUUAAGACUCCCUGGCGAGGUCAGCUGUCUCAGAAGCUGCAAACUCUUGGCAAGGUGGCUCUGACCCCUUGUCCCUGUCUCCCUGGGCUUUGGGCCCUGACCCCACAUGCCCUCUGGGGCCCCCUCCGUCAUCAGCGGUCAGCCCAUCCCCAGCUGAGGUGGGCUCUUGCUCGGCAGCCCUCCCUGCUCAAGCAAUGCAGCAGAGGCAGCUGGAGGGAGCCUGAGACCUGUCCCUGGUGGCCGGGACUGUCUGGCCCCUAGCGUUGGUAUCUGUGCCAUGGAGGGACAGACCCAAGGAGGCAGAGUUCCUGCAGAAAAGCCCCUGCCUGCCACUGCCACCCGCAGCUUGUCCUCUGUGGGCGCCAUCUUCAUUCUCCUGAAGUCCGCGCUGGGAGCAGGGCUGCUCAGCUUCCCCUGGGCCUUCCACAAGGCCGGGGGCGUGGGGCCCGCCUUCCUGGUGGAGCUGGUCUCCUUGGUCUUCCUGAUCAGUGGGCUGGUCAUCCUGGGCUACGCGGCCUCUGUCAGCGGCCAGGCCACCUACCAGGGUGUGGUCCAUGGGCUCUGUGGCCCCACCAUCGGGAAACUGUGUGAGGCCUGCUUCAUCAUCAACCUGCUCAUGAUCUCCGUGGCUUUUUUCAGGGUAAUUGGAGACCAGCUGGAGAAGUUGUGUGACUCCCUCCUGCCGGGCGGCCUGCAGCCGUGGUAUGCCACCCAGCGCUUCACCCUGCCCACGCUCUCCAUGCUGGUCAUCCUGCCCCUGUCCUUGCCACGGGACAUCGCCGUCCAGAAAUACACAAGCACCCUAGGCACCCUGGCCUCCUGUUACCUGGCCCUGGUCAUCACAGUGCAGUACUACCUCUGGCCCCAUGGCCUCGUGCAGGAGCCCCGUCCUUCCCUGAGCCCUCCGCCCUGGACGUCUGUGUUCAGUGUCUUCCCCACGAUCUGCUUCGGUUUUCAGUGUCACGAAGCCGCCGUCUCCAUCUACUGCAGCAUGCGCAGCCAGAGCCUCUCCCACUGGGCCCUGGUCUCCGUGCUGUCCCUGCUGGCCUGCUGCCUCAUCUACUCGCUGACAGGGGCUUAUGGCUUCUUGACGUUUGGGACCAGAGUUUCUGCUGACAUCCUGAUGUCCUACCCGGGCGAUGACGUGGCCAUCAUCGUUGCCCGGGUCCUCUUCGCCGUCUCCAUUGUGACGGUCUACCCCAUUGUGCUCUUCCUGGGGAGGUCUGUGAUGCAGGAUUUUUGGACAAGGAGCUACAGAGGGACUCGGGGGCCCCUGGUGCUAGCUGACCCCACGGGGCCAUGGGUUCGAGUGCCGCUGACCAUAUUGUGGGUUGCUGUGACACUGGCCAUGGCCCUGUUCCUGCCCGACCUCAGCGAGAUCAUUGGCAUCAUCGGGGGCAUCAGCUCCUUCUUCAUCUUCAUCUUCCCGGGUCUGUGCCUCAUCUGUGCCGUGGGCGUCGAGCCCAUAGGACCAAGAGUCAAGUGCUGCUUGGAGGCCUGGGGCGUGAUCUCUGUGCUGCUGGGCACCUUCAUCUUCGGGCAGAGCACAGUGGCAGCUGUCCUGGAGCUGCUCUGAGCAGCCCUCUCAGGUGACCUGUGCGGCUCCCACCUCUAUCCCUGAGACUGAUGCGGGUUUCAUCACGAAGAUGCUGGGCAAACAGACAGCUUCCGCCUUCCAGGCUGCCCGUGGACUCUGCUCCUUCCAGGAUCUCUGGUGAGGAAAGACGGAAUUGGGUUCUAGCAGCUGAUGUGACAAACCGCCACACACAAUGACUCAAAGCAACAUCAGCGUGUUGCUUCCAGUGCGGAGGCCAGAUUUUGCAGUGGAGGUCUGGUGGGCCAUGCUGUCUUACUGCUGGUGGCUGUUGGUGCUCCUCCGUGACCCUGGCUUGCAGAUGUCACUCAGUCUCUGCUUUCGUCUUCACCUGGCCACCUCCCCUUUGUGUGUCCAAAUCUCCUCCUCCUUACAAGGACACCAGCCCUUCAUUCGGGGCCAUCCUCAUUAAGUAUGUCUUCCCCUGAACUUGACUGCAUCUCGUCUGUUACUCAGUUAGGAGUAUAAAGAUCCAGUCUCCAAAUAAGGUCCCGUUGGCAAGGGAUCGGGGAAGGACUUCAGCUACCUUGAGGACAGGACUCGGCCCAGGACACAGAGGUGGGAGCCGAGGCUUUGGGUGUAUUGAUCAAGGUGAGGGCAACGGGAGCCCCGGAGGAGACUUGGGGGCACGCCUUGGGGGCAUCCCUCGGGGGCAGUGGAGGGGUGAGCCCUCUGCCCAGGGCCUGGACCAGAAGGUGCACAGGUGCGGCCCAGCAUGGGUCCCAGGAGACGCCCUCCCUUCCAUUCGCUCUGCCUGGAGAGUCCAGGAGCCGAGUGGGCCCAUCGCCCUGUAGCUCCCUCCUGGCCCCACCCUGGCCCCUGUCCCCGACCCGGCCCUGGCAGGAGUCGGCCUGCUGCGGAGAGUGUCAGGGCAGAGGGUCCUUCAGAAGGGCGCUUUCCCCUGGGCAGGACGCGACCAGGCAGUGGCCCGUGCCCUUCCCAUGUAUGUCACACACGGCGUCUGUGACCCAGUGAGGUCGAUGGUGACAGGACUGUGUGUGUGCUAGCCUGUCCACGUGCACUCAGUCUAAACGCCACGCUGUAACUCACACUCUGUGAGACACACCCCCCCCUGAGGGGCACGGUCCAGGCACUUGGCAUGUUCAGUCACGCCACCACCCGCCACCUUCCUGCAGCAGCUGUCCUCACCCGGGAGGGCCCCAUGCCAUCAGCAGCCCUGACCCCUCGGUCUCCAGGUCGUCUUGACUGGACACUCCUGGUCGACCAGGCGGAACGCAGUCCUGUGGGGGGCCCCCUUGAGGGAGCACAGGGCCCACUGCACAGGUGUCAGCCGAGGCGUGGGAAGGCCAGGGCUGCCUGUCCUGCAGGCCGCAGCGCUGAGUCACAACCCACCUUGGCUUGAGCUCCACUGUCUGCUUCCUCUACCACGUGCUCCAAGAAGAGGAGUGACCCAGGAGGGGACGUGUGCUUGGCCUGCAGAUGGGGUGGAGCCCCUGCCAGCCUCCUCCACAGCCCUGGGGGAGGGGCGUGGCUGCAGGCAAAGGCUCUGGACCCUGUGAGGGGACGCAGGACCUCUCUCCCAGUCCCCUUGAACCAAGCCAUUGUGACCUGCCCACCCUGUGUCCAGCGGCCACAGGGUCCUCCCAGGUGAAGGCUCAGGAGCCAGGACGCACACCAGGCAGAGUGCUCUAGCAGGUGAGCGGAGGAUGUGGCCUUUGUUGACACCUGCUACCUCCAGGGCUCUGCUGCAUGGGCCAGGUUGAGGCUGUUCAGAGAAUCCAGGAGUAACAGCGGGCACAGUAAGGGUCCUGCCAUGAAGGGAGGCCACGUGACGGGCUUUGAACCUGAGCUUGGUUGGGAACCUGGCUCCGCCACGUGCUCUCUCAGAGCUGCUGGGAACGUAGGAGCUUUCAUCCUGGCCCAGUGGAGCCGGCUACUGUUCCUCUGUUUUCACUGUGGAGCUCGAGGGGGUGCCGCACCUACAGCCGCUAGGGUGUCUCUCACCAAGAAAGGCAGCUGCGUUUCCAGAAACCACCAAGGUUGGCAGAGGACACUGAGUUUCCUAGCAGUUAUGGGAAAAGGGAAAUGGGAGGAUUCGAGGGCUCCCCCAGCAGAGCGACACAGGAGGGAGUGGACGGGCAUUAAAGGCAAGAGGAGGAGAGGGCAAGGGCUUUAGGGGUGACCGCAUUGCCACCAGGACCAAGGUUUCCAGCCGGUUCUGUGGCAGGCUCAGAUGUGAGCCACACGUUGGCAUCCCAGCACAGGGACAGCGGCCUGCCAGCAGGGGGAGGUCCCCUGGCUGUCUGACCUGGGGAGGAAGGUGCCGACGGCCUUUUGGACUGUCCUGCUCAAAUGCCAAUGGUGCCUUGAGGUCUGUGCGGGACAGGGAGGCAGAGGGCCGAGGAGGGCGUGGGUGGGGCUGAGCCUGCAGGAUCCAGGCUGUCCUGGGUCACCGGCUGGCUGUGUGGUUUUGGCCCAGCUUGUGCCCUCUCUGAGCAGUGCCUGCCUCAGGCCACCGCCACAGGGACCCGCCAUCAGGGUGCUCCCCGCCUCCGUGUCCUUCUGGCCCCGCGUUUCCAUCCUCUCGUCCUCCAACACAGGCCUCCACAGCCCUCCCCUCAGGACCACGGUGAGGAGGAGCAGAGGGUCCCCUGCAAGCCCCAGCAGAGCCUGGCCUGUCCCAGCUCCCGGUCAAUGGUGACAACUGCUUGGGUGUAGAGAUGCAGGUGCCUAAAGCCACCUCUUCCAAGAGACCACGUGACUCAUGUAUACCAAGGGCCCCACCCUGCUCUGAGCAUGGUGGCUGAGCACCUGGGGAAACCUGUCCACGAGCCCAGGGUCACACAAAGGCCCUGUGCCACAGGCCACCUCUGAGGCCUCCCACGGACAGUGGAGCAGGGCCCUCGAGGGUGCGUCGGGAGCUCUGUGCAGGUGAGUCAGUGGGGACUGUGACAUUCCUGUAACAUGAUUGACAGCUUCGUGGUGACGAUCCCGGGCUUCGCUUGUGCCCGGUGCCACCCCUCCCCAGCCCACGACCACAGUCGCCCGGGGCUUGCAGUUCUGGCACUGGGCGGGGUUUGUGGGUCCUGGCGCUGGUGGGAAGGAGAUGCGGGUGGCAUCCCUUGUGGUUCUGCAGCGCAUCCUCGCCGUGACCUCGUCAGUGCCGUGCUCCCUUAUGACCCAGUGCAGUCCUCCCUCUGUACCACCUGGCGACUUGGCCAGGGUUCCAGGGCCCCAGACACCAGACGCUCUGGCACCGAGUGGUCUGCCCAGAGUGGUGUGCGCGUCUGUGACGAGGCGCGUCCUCUGGGUAUUUCAUAUGUGCUGCGGAGGGAGCCCAGGGCCCUGCACCUGCUAGGCAGGUGCUCCAGCACGGAGCUGCCCCUGGCCUCCCCCGGGCACGCUGCAGAUGGCCUCUGGACGAUGCAGCCCCGAGACGUCGUGGGUGGUAGGCAGCGGUUAGCGUGGUGUUCCGGGAAUAACGACAGGGAAGGUGGGGACGUGUCCAUCCAUCCGGCUGGAUCACCUUGCACCCACCCCAGAGCACCCUGCCCGUGGCUGGCGACUCUGGCUGCGCAGCCUGGGGCUGCACAGGGCCUGAUGGCUGCGGCGUGUUCUGUACCUGCUUCUGGUCCGUCGGUAUUUGAGUUGUCUCCCCUUUUGGCUGCUGUGGCCAGUGCCGCUGUGAAUACUGGUGCAGAUACGUGUUUGAAUGCCUUUUAAAAAUUCUUGUGGGUAUAGUGUGUAUCCAGAAAUAGAAUGGCUGGGUCAUAGGGUAACUCUGCCUUUAACUUUUUUUGAGGAAACUGAGUCGGACAUUAAGGGUCUGCCCCGCACCAUGGAGUGCAGGGUAGUUGGACGCAGGGUUGUGGGUAGGUGGCUCUCGGUUAGAAUCCACCUGAGCUAUUAAUUUGCUGUGUGACCUCUGGCAAAUUACUCGUCCUCUCUGUCUUCAUUUCCCUGCCCAGGAUGGUGCUGUGAGCAUGAGGGAGAUGGUGCCAAGUGCUUGAUUCUGUGAGUGGCUCUGAAGUGUCAAUCAAGUGGAGCUCUUAUGCCUUUUAGGGUUGAAAUGUGUUCUCUUCAGAGCCUGAUCCCACCCACCCUGCCUGUGAGGGGGCUGCCGGCAGCCCAGGAGGUGGGUGCAGGGCGCCUCUGUUAUGCCUGGGGAGACUUGGCCCCCUCUGGGUGCCGCUGCAGGUCCCUGCCCUGCAGGAGGAGGGCACAGGCGGGGGGCUGGCGCCAGGGUGCACCUCAGGGACAGCAGGCCUCAAGCCCACCCCACUGUCCCGAAUGCCUGCUGUUCUGGUUGUGUGGGGUGCCAAGGGGAGGGCUGGGCAGGCGUGGGAAGAGGCGCGUGCGUGGGUCUGCUUCCUGGGCCAUGGCCUGCUGCCCCCCGCUCCCCAGCCUCCCUGCCCUGCAGGAGCCCUGCUGGCCUCACCUCUUCCUUGUCCUUGAGCCUUCUGUGAGACUGUCCUCUAACCAGGACCUCAAGGCCAGCACGGGGCUGCCUUGCCAGACAGCAGCCGCACCCCAAGCUCUGGGCAGCCCUGGCCUUGCCCCCCAGAAGGCCAGCUCUACACCCCCGGGGUGUCCUGCAGUCUGUUUACCUGGGCCACCUGUGUCCAUGCUAAGGACUCAAGGUGGGGUCCCUGGGCGGGCUCUGCUGACUCCGAGGGUCCCUGUACUGCCCUAAACCACAAAUGACCCCAGCAGCUUCACUGAGUCCCUUGGCUGAGCUCCUGGAGCUGAGGGUGGUCCUGGGACCCAGAAGGGCUCACAGGCAGGAGCAUAUGUGUCACAUGCCUCCCCAGAGCGGUCACCACCUCCACACUGCAAACAGGACCUGGAGGCCAGGCGUCUGGGACAAGGUCUGUGGCAAACCCGGGGCCAUCCUGGCGGCCAGCUGUCACUCGGGAAAGGGGACACAGAAGCACAAGACACAGCUGUUCCCAGCUAGGGUUUAUUUGGUACCUAGUGUGGCACUGUUACAUGGGCACUACUGCCACUUCUGGGCUUGACCCAGGCCUAGGUUGGGCACUACAGGGCUACGGCUCCUACCAGGGAGGGGACGUCAGGAGGCGGUGAGGAGAGGCGGCUGUGGCCUUGCGAGGCCAGCCCAGGAGCCUCAGGGGGACCCCAGAGCACAGUGCCCUGCCGGCUCGGGUGGGGGCAGGGGUCCUCUUUCACUUCAAACCGCAGAGGAAAUACAUUCUUGUUUAGAAGUAGAUUGAAAAGACUGUACCAAAGUUUCUAGAAAAGGGGCGUCCUUGUCAAGAGGGUGCUGCCUCGGCGGCGGUCAGUCUCUGCCCACGGUGCACCAAGCGGCUAGAGGCGGGAGGAGAGAGUCAGUGGGGUGGUGAGCACACAGCCCCUUCCCUUGUGUGCUGAGGAGGGGGCGGCUGGCAGGGGAAGAGGGGGCAGGCCGAGCACCUCCCACCUGGGGCCACAUCUGCUUCUCCACCAGGCCCCUCGGGCACGUGCCCCUCUCGCGCUGGCCCAGGGCUGCAGAGGGCCAGCUCCACCCACUCUGCGUCCUGGCCUGGCCCCCUGUUCUGUGGCAGGUGGGGUGUGGGCCUGGGCCUUGGGCUCUGCUCCCGGUAGGGAGGUGGCAGAGAGUCACUGCAGGACUGGGGCCUCCUCAGCUGGCACUGCCCUUGGGCCUGCUCUGCUGGAACUCGGGAGCUGGGCAGCCCUCCCCAGUGCUGGCCCUUAUCCCUCUACCUGGCACUGAGAUCCGGGAGAGGGCCUCGGGCUGGCGCAGUGUGUCCACCUUGACGUGCCGGAAUGCCUUGCACACGGGGCUCUGCAGGUGCCUGCGCCCAGGAAGCAGGUUAGUCAGGACCGCGUGGACCACCCCUGAGCUCAGCUCUGUCUGGGAUAGGAGCGCUGAGGCUCCUGGGCAGAGCAGGAGGCCGGGUGCCAGCUAGAGCAAGGCCCAUGCCCCCAGGCCUGGUGGGGCCUGCCUGGAAACAAGGACCUUCCACCUUCAAGGUCACCCCAGGGGUCAGGUAGGACUGAUAUCCACCUGUACAGACAACACCAGUGAGGCUGACCAGGACUCAGGCCCCAGAGGAGCCCAUUGUCCUCCUCUGUGGUCACUCUGCUACUGCAGCAUCCCUAGGUCUUCAGUCUAAUCGUCCCUCAGUGCCAGGGAGGAAGGACAGGGGUGCAAAGCCACCCACUCCUGUCCUUCCUGCUGGUCUGAGUCUGGAGGGACACGGUAGCAUCUGGUGAGUCAGAAACCUCAGGACGGUGUUGGAUUUCCCAUUGCCACCCAGGGAGGACAGCAAGGUGCCCCAGACAUGCUCUGAGCAGGUGACAGCCACAGAUGGAACCCCCAACCUGCCACCACUGGGUGGGUGGCCAGGUGCAGGGAGGGAGCAGCUGACCGCACCUGCACUGCUACCUGCUCCGCGUUGGGCUCUGACGCUAGGAGCUGUCCAAUGGGAGAAGCUCAGUCCUCAAGAGGGCUUCCCAGGGGGGGGUGCUGGAUCAGGGGAUCCGGGGCACAAGGGACUCCGAACCCGCCCACAGGGGCGCUCCAGGGGCGCGGCAGAGCUGGUCUGCCUGGAAGGGGUGCUCAGGAGCCUGCCAAGUGUGGGAGGCUCCCUACACCUGAGCAGCCACCACCUCAGGCUGGGCCGGAGCUCGUGCUGGGAGAACCGGGGCAGUGCUCUCCAUGCCUCGCCAAAGUCCCUCCGCCACGGAACCAGCCAGCCCCCCUCACCAGCCCCAGCACCCAGGGACGCGGCUGUACCCACCUCUUCCACGCCUCCUCUGUCUCCCAGAACUCAUAGAUGACGAAGGUGAAGCCGUCCAACAACCUCACAGCGGCAAUGCUGUCGGGGAGAGGGAGGGAGGGAGCCUGCGGCGGGCAGGGACCGGCCCUGACCCCACUACCCAGCCACGCCAUGGCUGGCGGAGUCUAGGGGGAGGCUGCAGGCCUUGGCAUUCAUUCGCUCAAGCCCACCCCGCACCCUCUGCUGCUCCCACAAGCUCCGUCUCAGUGACGGUCCCGGAGCCCACCCGGGGCUCCACACCCUGCAGGCCAGGCGGCCCCCCUGGGGACCUGGCCAUCACUCUGCUGUGGGGCCUCCAGAAGACCAGGGUGAUGGGGCUGGAUGGCUCCUCAAGGUCACAGCAUCUGGUACUGUCCUUGUCCCCUUGCCCUCCCCAGCCGCUUCUCCUCUUUCACCCACUUGGCAGCAGUGGAGGGGACUGCUGAAAGGUGAGCAGCUGCAGGGGCUCACAGGCAGUGCCAGGCUGGCUUCACCCGACAGGCUGCUCAUCUGUCCUUAGUCCCUUCUGCUCCAGUGUCAGGUGGAGAGCGGGGUGCUGCCCGGGACCAGCCCUGGCCCUGGGCCCUCUCCCAGCCACUGGCAGGUCAUCUCCAGGGGCCAGGCUCUGCUGAGUGUUACUGAGUGCCACCAUCACGGGGUGAGCGUGGCAUAUGUGGGGCACACACUUGUGGUUUGGGGGGACGAUGCCUCUGGCCAGGUGGGAAGGUCAGUGCACACCCUCCGCCCCUCUCUGGCCUGUGCUGCUGAACCAGCACCACAGCUGAGGGGCACUGGCCUGGCUCAGCCCUUCCUGCCCCUCUGGCCCCGUUCACUCCCAGAGGGCCAGGGCAAGGGUCUGCUGGGGCAAAGCUAAGACAAGGUCAGGAAGGAAAGGGAGACCAGCCUCACACCUUCCUUCCCCAGCUGGUCCUCUCCCUCCCCCCCAACUUUCUGGGAAACCUCCAAAUCGUCACAAUCUUAGUUACUGGAAAGUCGCUUAUCAGAACUGCCCUGUGCAGUCUACCCUCAGCACAGAUAAAGCACAGGAGAUAGGAGCUCUUUACCUGUGACCAGAUACUGGAGAGCAAGAUCCCAGACUGUCAUCCCGCUUACCUCCCACCUAGCUUCCUCUGAGAUGGGAGGGCCCAUCUCACUCUCGGUGCCUGUCCUUUGAGAGCGUGUGCCUUACUUUCUUGAAUAAAUCUGUUUUGUUGGA
Ictidomys tridecemlineatus (thirteen-lined ground squirrel) is the source of this 9836-nucleotide messenger RNA. RefSeq names its product solute carrier family 38 member 8 (gene Slc38a8). Gene Ontology annotation, molecular function: L-amino acid transmembrane transporter activity. Gene Ontology annotation, cellular component: membrane. NCBI's taxonomy places the organism in Eukaryota, Metazoa, Chordata, Mammalia, Rodentia, Sciuridae. Gene Ontology annotation, biological process: amino acid transmembrane transport. The record is from RefSeq and is a predicted model, not a curated record.